AUGAUUGCAACGAAAACUACAAGGUUCAUCCGGCCACAAUUUAUCUCAAGGAGCAUUGCUCUGUCACAGCCCUUGCGCCAUGAAAACCCUCUUGGCCUUCCCAAAGAUAAGAAUGCUCCUCAGAUGCCCCGGAUGUCUAAGGGACUUCCGGUAAAGCAGAGAAUCCCGAACGUGAAGAGAACCAUUUUAGUAGCCUCAGGAAAAGGAGGCGUUGGAAAGUCCACGGUGGCUGUGAAUACCGCUUUGGGCCUCCAGAAGUUGGGCAAAAGCACAGGAAUACUUGAUGUGGAUAUCUUCGGACCAUCGAUCCCCAAGUUGCUCAAGCUAGAUGGCGAGCCUAGACUAUCUGAACUGGGCAAAUUGCUUCCAAUGACUAACUACGGCCUACCGUCCAUGUCAAUGGGCUUCUUAGUGCCUCCUGAGAAUGCAGUGGUAUGGAGGGGCCUUAUGGUGAUGAAAGCACUACAACAAUUGAUGUUCGAGGUAGAGUGGCCAGUGCUUGAUUACUUGGUCAUUGACAUGCCUCCCGGAACUGGUGACACACAAUUGAGUGUUACACAGCAGUUGAAAGUUGACGGUGCAGUCAUUGUAUCGACUCCUCAGGACAUAGCACUUAUAGACGCUGUGAAGGGUAUGGCGAUGUUCAACAAGGUCAAUACGCCCGUGCUUGGAUUGGUGCAAAAUAUGAGUUUCUUCUUGUGCCCCAAUUGCAAACAUGAAUCCCAUGUCUUUGGCACUGAUGGUGCAGCCAGAGAAGCUGAAAAGAAUGGUCUAGAUGUUUUAGCCGACAUCCCACUCAACGAGAUUAUUUGCACACAGUCGGACUCUGGUAAGCCAGUCGUUGUGCUGCACCCAAAUGAUGCUAUCCUGGAGCCGUACGUGGAUGUGGCUCGGAAGGUGAUACACAAGUUGGAGAGUGAGCAUCUAUAA
This is a messenger RNA of Candidozyma duobushaemuli, 930 nucleotides long. RefSeq lists its product as uncharacterized. Gene Ontology annotation, molecular function: ATP-dependent FeS chaperone activity; 4 iron, 4 sulfur cluster binding; ATP binding. The transcript has a single exon. Gene Ontology annotation, biological process: iron-sulfur cluster assembly; mitochondrial respiratory chain complex I assembly. The record is from RefSeq and is a predicted model, not a curated record. Gene Ontology annotation, cellular component: mitochondrion. NCBI's taxonomy places the organism in Eukaryota, Fungi, Ascomycota, Pichiomycetes, Serinales, Metschnikowiaceae. Bases 1 to 930 code for a protein of 309 amino acids.